GAAUUUCCCACUAUUUACGGUCUGUUGAAGAUCCUUCGAACAAUUGACUAUCUAGUAUCUCAUUCGGUUCCGGAGCAAUCUCUAAUAAAACGGCGAACGAAUCUGUCGCUGUUCCACAUCUCGGAUCUCAGAAACGCCCCAACGCGGUGGGCGUCGCCAUAUUUAUAUUUUUUCAGGUGUGAUUGAACUAAGGAUAAACAUUUAAGGAUAAUUUUGAUGUUAUGGGUAUACUUUCAUCAUGACCGUCGAUUUCAUUGACUACUUCUGGGGAGAAAAGAACAAUGGCUUUGAUGUAUUAUAUCAUAACAUGAAAUUUGGUGUUGUGGCCAGUAAAGAAUUAGCAGACUUCUUACGAGAAAGAUGCAACAUAGAAGAAAACAAUUCAAAGCUUCUCACCAAACUUGCAAAGCAAGUUGGUGCAAGCUGUGUGCAAGGCACAUUUGCUCCAUUCUGGCUUGUUGUCCGGACAUCAAUUGAAAAACUGUCCAAUCUGCACAUGCAGAUGGUUCAGAAAGUUCUGGAACUUGUGAAGGAAGUUAGCAAGUAUGGUGAAGAACUCCACAAGAAACACAGACAGGUGAAGGAGGAGGAAGCUGGCACUCUCGAAGUGGUUCAAGCUAUUCAGGCAACUACACUAACGCUUCAAAAAGCAAAAGAUACGUACAAUCAGCGCAUUUUAGAGUAUGACAAAAUGCGGAAAGAAACUUCUUCACCCAAGGAAUCUGAAAAGGCUGAAAUGAAGUUAAAGAAAGCACAGGAAGAUUAUAAAAAUUUGGUGGAAAAAUAUCGCACUAUAAAGGUGGAAUUUGAAAAGAGAAUGUCAUCAGCAUGCAAACACUUUCAGACUGUUGAAGAAUUGCACCUGAAACAAAUGAAAGAAUUUCUCAAUACCUAUGCAGAAAUUAUUCAAAAUAAUCAUGAACAAAUCGGACAGGUCCUUGUUGAAUUUAAGCGAGCAUGUUUGGAUUUAACAGUUGACAAACUUCUGGAGCAGUUUGUGUUGAGCAAAUAUACAGGAUUGGAGAAACCAGGGACAAUUGAAUUUGAAGAAUUGAAAUUGUCAGAACUACCGUCAAGUGGUAGCCAGACAACUGAAUCCUCUGAUAAAACAACAAAUGGUGAUAAGCCUUCCAAAAAAGAAGGUAAUCUAGAGUCUGGUGGGCAGAAACUAAAAGAAAGCAAAACAUCCCGCCGCACCACUUCCCUUCUCAACCUCUUCAUGUCUAACUCCCAGGGGAGCAAAGAAUGCAGUGGGAACCCUGAGGGAGGGAGUCUUCCCACCUCAGCCCCCACGAGUCCAACGAGCGGGGUUGGUGUUCCCCCUGCCUCGCUAGCACGGAACCCCUUGCGAGGAUCAAAGUGGUUUCUUAGAAGUAGGAGAGAAAAGCGUAAAGAAAAGAAAGCCAAAAAGAAGAAAGAUGGUUCAGACAGUACAAGCAACAAAGAAGAUAAGUCAGAUGUAGAGGAGAAAGGUGAAAGAAAAUCGGGAACCCCUACUCCAGAAGUAGACGAUGAAGGAUACUGUAUAAGACCAAAAGUUGAUCCAUGGGAAAACGACAAAGGAAGCUUUUAUUCAAGCUCUGACACAGAUUCCGAAGAAGAACGUGAACAUAAAAUACAUGUGGAAAUCAAACCCUUGGGAAAUGGUGCUGCUCCUAUGAGUGCAAGUGUGGACGAAUUACGUGCAACUGUUGAAAAUCUCUCUUUAUCACCGUCUCCAGUAGCUGUUUCUGCUCGAAGAGGUUCAACUGCUGAAAACGAUGCUCAUAUGAAAAGGUCACAUUCUGUAUCACAGCAGCUAGGUGGAGGAAAAGCGAGUAGUGAUUUACUGGGACUGAGCCUUUUCCCCAGUCCAACAGCUUCCAGUGCCAGCACCCCCACGGGCAGCCAUCCGUAUGCUCCGUUGCAAAGUCCGACUCAGUCUCAGCCUGCAGGGAGUCCUGCUCUUCCGUCUGCUUCAAGCACUAACUCACGUUAUGCAGAUCUGGGAGAUUUAUUUUCUGAAGUUGGCGAAAUACAGCCUACUCUACCUCCCAAGCAGUCAAGGCAGACACCAACUCCUACCCAAGGUACCAUUGCUAUUCCCAGACCUCCAUCUCGGCGAGGUGAGGGUCCUGCAUCUCGUGGGCGCAUGAGCCCAGCACCAAUGGCACGUACCGACAGCGUAGGCAGUCUGGAGUUUCGUGCUGCAGGUGUGCCUGUAGGCUCAUCUCGUGGACCUUCUCCUCUGACUAUAGGCAUUGCAGAUACAAUCCCACUGGCUGUUGCAUUUCAUGAAAUAGUGCAUUCCUACUUCAGAGGAACUGAUGAAACAAAGUGUCAAGUGAAACUCUCUGGAGACAUGAUGCUUUCUUUCCCUGCUGGCAUUGUUGCUGUUUUGGCUAACAAUCCCAGCCCUGCUCAGUUAUCCUUCCGUAUACGCAAUUCUCAGCGUCUAGAGAAUAUGUUGCCCAAUAAACAGCUAGUAUCUUUUGAUUCUUCGCAUUUAGGUAAUGAUAACAUAGUUUUUGAGUUUAACAUGAGUGCCUUAACUGGACUUCUGAGAAGACAAUCUGAACAGAACCCUUCAGCAUCAUACUUCAAUGUUGACAUUCUGAAAUACCAGAUCAAACCAAAAAUUGGUGCGGGAUCUUGUCCUUUCCAACUUGUCGCGUAUUGGAAAUGCGAAUGCACACAUACUGACUUGCGUGUGGACUACAAGUACAACAGCCAUGCUAUGGCAUCUCCAUCACCUUUGCUCAACUUAACUGUUGCAGUACCACUAGAUGGGACUGUCAAAAGUAUCCAGUCAAAGCCUACUGCACAGUGGUUGCAAGACAGCCAUCGUGCCUUGUGGAAGUUCACAGAGCUGUCACAGCAUAGCGAAAAUCAUGGUGUGGGAUCCCUCCGUGCUCGUAUGGAACUAAAUGAAGGACCCAGUACACCAACCACAUUAUCUACUCAAUUCAACUGUGAAGGAACUACACUUUCUGGACUGGAAUUUGAACUUGUUGGUACUGGAUAUCGUUUGUCACUGGUCAAACGGCGGUUUGUCUCUGGGAAAUACAUCUGUGAUGGUGAUCCAGAUCCAAGGUAUCGGUAUGCAGCUCCACCACCAAGCUCAGAAUGCUAGUUCAAAUUGUGUAGGCUACUCGAAGACGACUGAUGUCCUUUUUGAGUUCCACCUAUGCACAGAGCCCAUGUUAUUCUGCAUUCCAGGAACUAUAGAUGGGAGCUGUUUUGUUUUAGGUACUCUUAUUGAAAGGCCUUCCUUUUCAAUGAUUAUAUAUAUUAUUAAUCUUGUUAUUAUUUGAAAUAUUAAAUAUUAUAAUGUAUUUUUUCAUAGCAGAGACUUUGUUUCAUUAAUUGUAUAGGUGCAUUAAAUAAAUUGCAAUUACUUUCACAUGCACUUUUUAGUUAGUUUUAGUGCCUGUCAGUUUUCACAUUAAUCUAGUUAAUAUAAUUACAAAUGCAAUUGUGGAGCAACUACGUGACCAAGAGGCACUAAAACAAAUAAUACCUAGAUGUAGAACAUCAGUAGGUUGACAUAGAGGCAUCUGAUGCUUUAGUUGAGUUCAUAUUUAUCAAUCAUUUUCUGGCAUUUAUAUUCCUAAAUGUUCAGUUACAUUGAAAUUAUGAAACUGACUUCAAAACUCUUCUAAAUUUUUGUUAUUAAUUUUUUUUAUAUGCAUAAUUUUAAAAAGAAUGUUGAUUUACAUUGUUGUACAAGGUUUCUUUUGUAUUCAGUUUUUCACGUCUUUUUGAAAUUCUGAAAGUUUUGGUCCAAAUUUUUGGUUAUUAAAAUUAUUAUUUAUAUUGUCUAGAUAUGCUAAAUUUAAUCAUCAUAGAGGUUCUUGAUCAUACUGUAUUGUAACUUUUGUUUUCACAUUCUCAUGUGAAGUAGCAAUACAUGUUGCAAAAACUACUCUUGCUGCUUCGAAGUUAGCUGCAGGAGUUAUAACAACUCAAAAUGCAGAACUGAUUGUUGUGCAUGCAUUCAUUAAUGGGACUUUGAUAAACUGAAAACUUCUAUCAUUCUCUUCUGCAUGAAAAAUUGGUUGAAUUUAUUACUGAAAACUCUGCUAUGGAAUAUUCAGAAAAUGUUUAUUCACAUUUUAGUCAUACUUUAGCCGCCAACGUUAUGAUGCUCAUACUUGUUAUUCAUUUUAUCCCAAAAUAGUAUCAUUAAUUGCUUUUAUUAUUAUUAUGUUAUUGCUUUAUUUGGUGCGUAGUAAAUUCUAUUCAUUUGUAGCUCCUAUUGUAAAAGUUAUAGCAUGUCCCGUUACUGAAGUGUUUUUAACAUAGGUAGCUGAAUAUAUAGGGAAUGCUGAAAUAAGUUACUGAUAUAUUUCUUAGCAGUAUUCAUUUACACAGUGCCAAACUGUUGAAAAGGAAAGAACUUAGAAAUAUUAUUAAAUUUUUUCCAUUACUAGUAGAUGUUGAAGCCUGAACUCAGUUCAAUGUAUUACAUAAUAAUAGUAUUUAAUUAAGUUUAUGAACCUAUGAAUAUGUACGUUUGUAGGUAUUAAGUGUAAUUUUAUAAAAAUAUUUAUAGGUUUCAAAAAUUCUGUUGAGAAUUCAGAAUGUGUUUUAUGUAUAUCAUUUUAUGUUGAACUUAAUUGUACUGUAUAUAAUGUUUGUAGAGUGUACCACAUUGAAAUGAUAAUUAAGUUCUAAAGCAUCAUGAAUCUCUCCUGCGAGUUCUUUCUUCUAAUGUAAACUAUUUGUAGUACUAUACAUAACUGGGCUCCAGACCUCACUCCCUACUCAGAGUCAAAAGACUUGAGUUCAUGAAUUUCUCAGGAUGUGUGCUUGCUAAGGGCAGUAUGCAUCACUUUUUACGUUGUAUACUGGUUACAAACUGCAACAUCACCUUACGUGUGGAACGUAGCAAAAAUUUAUUUUCUUGUAUCUCUGAUGUAUUGGCUUUCCUGUAGAUGAAACGUUCCAUUUCUUUUGAGUUUCUGUGUCGGUGAAAAUCUUUUCUGUUUUCACAAUAGUUCUGUUGUAUUUUUAUACCAUCUUGUUCACUGUGGAGAUGAAAAAAUAAAUUUUACUGUUUCAUUCGUAACGUGGUGUAUCACAAGGGUGGUCCCAAAGUGAGUGGCAUUUAGCCAUAAUAUAGUUACUAUGGGGGAUUGAGCUACAUCUCCAGUAUUACGGUUUACUGUACAGAAUAAGUUGUAUAUUGUAAUAAAAUUACAAAAUUUAUGAUGAUAUUUGUAUAGCACAUUUAUAAGUGUAUGUACACAAUAAUUACACCUUGUAUAUAUUUCUGCAGUGCAGAAAUGACUAUUGGGAAACUAUCAAAGUUAUCUACAUUAUAAUUAUAUUUAGAUAUUAUCAACCGUUAAACAGACUUGGUGCAAAUUUAUGUGCUUUGUUUUUGUUACUUGAUUAACAAGGAAGCAAAUAUUUGUAAAUAAGAGACAUCAACCAGCUCUCAUUAUUGCCUUCAACACUUUCCUGUUCCUGUCAUAUGACAAAAAUUUCUUGCAUUCCUUGGUAGCUCAGGAUAUGUUUCAUGUGAUAGCUUUGAAUAAUUAAUUGGAGGAUUUACUUUUGUGUUCUUGUUGAGCGUUGAUACAAGUGUGAUUCAGUAGGAUGUAUAAUAUGUGCUCAUGCACAGCUGGUACUGGACUUGUGUGAAUGAUAGUUGGAAAUCAUUUGGCUGUUGGCUCUGAUUUGUUGAGUAAAAAUUUGGAAUGUUGCAGUGCACAUAUUAACAGUUGGAAUAUUCCAAAAUAUGUGCUCACUUUUGUUCAGAUUCCAAUAUAAUUUGAAAUUAUGAAACAUGUUAUUUGUAUCAAAAGUUUUAGUAAUCAUCAGCAUCGUUAGCUAUUAUUCAUUUCUGCUAUUCUUAUUAUUGUAAAAAUAACAAUACCUCUUAUUUAUCUGUUUGAUCCAACCUUAUAUGGAAAUCUAAACACUUCAUUUUCAUUACAACAUGUAUGUUUGAUGUUGUGUGUGUUAUAGUGCUUGUAUUACAAAGUGAUACAUGAUUUUGAUAUAUGUAUUUCUUUUCAGGAGAUAUAUUUGUUGGGUAUUUUCAGGAAAUCAAAAGUACAUACAACAGACCGAUUGUAUUUUUAAUAGUGUAUUUGAACACUGAAAGUUGUCAUACAAAAUUAAUUGUUCUCAUGCUCUGUUAUAAAUAUUUUUGAUUUGUCACCAGCUUUGUUAAUUGGUAUAACAUGCCAUUUUUUUAAGAAGCUAGUUUCUUGUGAUAACAUCAAUUAUGUAAUAUCCUUGUAGGUUUUGUAAUAUUUUUGUCCGGUUAAAAAUACAGCUACAUUAUGUAGGUAUUUGUAUGAUAAUUUUGUUCCCUUCUCUUUGUGACGGUUUAUGUAUAUCUUUAUUAAAUAUAUAGAUCAGUUAAACAAA
Gryllus bimaculatus (two-spotted cricket) is the source of this 6363-nucleotide messenger RNA. The record is from the annotation of a GenBank genome assembly. Lineage: Eukaryota; Metazoa; Arthropoda; Insecta; Orthoptera; Gryllidae.